Messenger RNA from Owenia fusiformis, 1284 nucleotides. Lineage: Eukaryota; Metazoa; Annelida; Polychaeta; Sabellida; Oweniidae. The record is from the annotation of a GenBank genome assembly.
CAAAAAACAAAAAUUGAUGCCUAUUGCCAUCCAACUCAACCAGAAUCCCUCAGAUACGAACCCUAUAUUCUUGCCAUCUGACCCCGAAUACACGUGGAUGUUGGCCAAGAUGUGGUUCAACAACUCUGAUGCGUCCUAUCAUCAGGCUGCUGUUCAUCUAGGAUUAACACACUUGGUGAUGGAGUUCGUUGCUGUAGUAACCAAUCGUCAACUAUCUCCGUCACACCCACUGUUCCGUUUACUGGCCCCGCAUUUCCUUUACCUUAUCGCUAUAAACAGUCGAGCCCUGAACAAGCUGGUAUCACCAGGAGGCUGGGUGGACAAUACAAUGACUAUAGGGAGGACUGGCUUGUUUAACAUUGUCAGCCGAAUAUGGGCAAAAUGGAGGCUAGACCAGGAGGGAACUUUGCCCAAUAAUUUAAAAAUUCGAGGGGUAGAUGAUGCAGAUGCGUUGCCUAACUACCACUACAGGGAUGAUGCUCUUCUCGUUUAUGGAGCCAUAGAGAAAUAUGUAAAGGCAGUCGUAUCUGGUAUAUACGACACACCACAGAAGAUCUUAGAUGAUUACGAACUGCAUAAUUGGAUCCAAGAAUUAAAGACGCCUUCAGAAGGCCCUGGAUUAAAUGGCCUGCCAAAGAUGCUAACAACGGUUGAGGACAUUUGCAAUGUUGUGACGCCGCUUAUUUUUCAAGCUAGUGUGCAACACGCUGCUGUAAAUUUCUCACAAUAUGACCAGUCAGGUUUUCCACCAAACUACCCUGGAGUUCUGCAGGGUAAACCUCCGAGUGAUAAGAAACCAAGAUCAGAAGAAGAUAUUGUCAAUUCGCUAGGCACAAAAUCACAGAUAUUUGACAUAAUGAUCGUUACCAAGAUACUAAGUGGUAGAGGAACAAAUGCUUUAGGUGAUUUCGAAGUUCAAUACUGCCAUGAUCCCAUCACCCUUACUGCUCUUGAUAGUUUUCGUAAAGACUUAGCGGAAAUUGAUAACGUGAUCAAAAAGAAAGACGAAACCAGGGACAACAAAUAUCCUUAUCUUUGUCCAAGUGAAAUACCAAAUGCCAUAAGUAUUUAGAUAAUCGCAGUGAUGAAACCCGAUUUACAAUGCUCUAUCCUUAGCGUCAAUGACAAAACUGAAACAGUACCUUGUAGUACACCCCCAAUGACAAUACCAACAAUCAAAGUUUAGAAUCUACUAUGGAGACUUUAGAUACGAGAUGAAAGUAAUAUGCUAUUUUAAUGAAGGAGAUUACACAUAGUCGUAUCAAAUAUAAGCUUACCAGUAGU